This is a messenger RNA of Cooperia oncophora, 312 nucleotides long. The record is from the annotation of a GenBank genome assembly. NCBI's taxonomy places the organism in Eukaryota, Metazoa, Nematoda, Chromadorea, Rhabditida, Trichostrongylidae.
AUGUACAUCGUCGGAGGUGUUGAAGUACUUCUGAUGUACAUCGUUCCUGAUAUGGCUAUUGGAGGUCGAGAAGCUCUCCACGAUACCGAUCCACUGGGACCACUGUAUAAUAACUAUCGAAUUUAUGGCACACUGUUUCUUCUCAUUCAAGUCGCAAUUGUAGCAAUGGGUGUGAAAUUCGUUCAGUUACUCGCUCCUGUGAGUUUUCCUUCCCUUCUUAGUCAGUCGCGGUCAGAGGUGAGCAGCGAACGAGCCGACGCUUCGCAGCCGCGCGCAUAUGUGUCUCAUAAGAAGUGCCCCUCAGAGACAUAA